CUAUUUACUUAUCAAUUGAAUAUCCCCAUCGGAUCGGUGGUCAUCACAUAAAGGUUUUGCUCAUUCGUUCGUGCUCACGAAUUUCUCUUUCUUUUUUAUUCUUUUGCAAUUAGCAGCGCAGAAACCUGACGUGGAAUAUUAUUUUGUAGUCCGACUAUAAGAAAAUCUGAUAAAUUUGGAAUAUCUGUAGACAGAUAAUUUUAAGAUUGAAUGACACAAACAAAAGUAGUCUAAAAACCAAAAAACUUAACUAGCUGAAUUAUAUUCAAAAUGUUAAUUAUAUCAGUGGUGAUCUUGGUGUCACUUUUUGUGAUGUUUUAUUUCUUUAAAACAUCGAAAGAAAUGCCAAAAAACUGGUAUGAAUGGAAGACUGAGUUGAGAUUUCAAUAUAUUGGUGCAAUCGGUAUAAUUCAUGACUUAAUAUAUGCAUCCAGAGAUAAAGUUGUUCUCUGCACACAGCCCGAUAGAAUUGCUGUCAUCACUGGUGGAAACCGUGGAAUUGGACUAAAAAUCAUUGAAAAACUUUUAGCUUGUGAAAUGACUGUUAUAAUGGGAUGCCGAGAUCCAAAAGCAGGUGAAAAAGCUGUAUCACAACUUGUUGACUUAUCUACAACGAAAGGAAAAUUCAUAUGCGAGUCGUUGGAUGUUGGUGAACUAAGUUCAGUGAUGUCCUUUGCGAAACUUGUAAAAAAUAAAUACAAAAAAAUUGAUAUUCUUAUAAAUAACGCUGGAAUAAUGUUUGCUCCCCUACAAAAAACAUCCGAAGGGUUCGAGUCACAUUUUGCUGUUAACUAUUUGGGCCAUUUCUUUUUGACUCAUCUACUUAUGCCACAACUUAAGGCAGCAGGAAGUGAAGGCAAAAAUGCACGAGUUGUCAACGUUUCUUCCGUUGUAAAUUUAAUUGGCCGAAUCAAUUAUAACGACAUCAAUGGAGACAAAUAUUACUAUCCUGCUACUGCUUACAAUCAGAGCAAAUUAGCUCAAAUUCUCGCUACUCGUCAUCUUAAUCAAAUGCUUCGUGAACAAAACGCGCAUGUAGAAGUAUUUGCUGUGCAUCCAGGCGUAGUUGACACAGAUUUGUUUGAGUACUCUGCAACAACAGCAGUUCCAUUCCUGAAAAAACUUAUAUUCAAAACUCCAGAACGAGGUUCCAGAACCAUAGUUUAUGCAGCUAUCGAUCCGCGCCUUGAGGGCAAAGGUGGCAGUUAUCUUAGCAAUGGUGGAAAAAGCCCUUUCCAUCCCGAUGCAAAGGAUUCGCAAAAAUGUGCAAAGCUUUUUAAAUUCAGCUGUGAUUUGCUUAAAAUCACAGAAUAUGGCAAUGAUAUAAUUUAAAAGCUUAUGUAAUUCAUAACAUAAAAAAGACUUUUGCACCUUUGAAAGGUGUGUGGUAUAUAGUGUUUCUACUUUUUAAGGCUACAUAUAACUUAUACCAUAUAGAUCUAACGUUUUUGCUCUGUUUUUAUAUUUCUAAUUUAUUUGUAUUGCUUUAAGACACGGAUCGCUAUUAUUAAAAAUAUAUAUUUUAUAUGCGUAUAACAUGUUA
Molecule: messenger RNA, 1543 nt
Organism: Episyrphus balteatus (marmalade hoverfly)
Lineage: Eukaryota; Metazoa; Arthropoda; Insecta; Diptera; Syrphidae
Product: dehydrogenase/reductase SDR family member on chromosome X
Exons: 7
Coding region: 271-1332 (353 amino acids)
Source: RefSeq, a predicted model, not a curated record